This is a messenger RNA of Babesia microti strain RI, 4935 nucleotides long. RefSeq names its product SNF2 family N-terminal domain. NCBI's taxonomy places the organism in Eukaryota, Apicomplexa, Aconoidasida, Piroplasmida, Babesiidae. Bases 1 to 4935 code for a protein of 1644 amino acids. Gene Ontology annotation, cellular component: nucleus. The record is from RefSeq and is a predicted model, not a curated record. Gene Ontology annotation, molecular function: ATP-dependent chromatin remodeler activity; ATP binding; DNA binding. The transcript is spliced from 12 exons.
AUGAGACCACGAAACCACUGGUGUAAAUUGUGCCAGGACGACUUCGUCCCCUCCGACGACAUAGUUAAAUGUGUGGAAUGUCCAAAACGAUUCCACAAGGAAUGUCUCCAGUAUGAAACCGCCGAAUAUGGCGAUUUAUCUUCUAUUGACUUCAACAAUUAUCAGUGUCCAGACUGCCAAAAGUAUUGUGAGGAAAUUGCCAUAGAAAACGAUGACCGGUGUAAAAUAUGUAAGGAAAUCAAUGAAGAAACGCUUCUUUUGUGUGAUGGCUGCCCUAACUCAUACCAUUUGUCAUGUCUUGCUCUUGAAACUGAACCUGAUGCCGAUAACUGGUACUGUCCCAUGUGCAAACCAGAAGAUCACAAGGGACAUGAAAUUCGGCGUUUGAACAGAAGACCUCGCACGGAAAGUACUACAGAUCAUGUCAAUUCUACAACUUGCUAUGUCUGUCAGCGACAUGGGAAGUUAUUAGGUUGUGAUUUUUGCUCCAAUUCCUUUCACCACUCUUGUUUGUUGGACUUUGAGUUCGAUUUUUCCGGUGACGUAUGGGAAUGUCCUUGUUGUAAGGGGGAGGAUCCACUGCUUAACCAGGCCCACAAGCGUUGGACAAGGCAGCAGAUGGAGGAGGUUAUAGCGCAGCGCAAGAAGCUGAUUAUGCUUUGGCGCCCUAAGAUAAAUAGGUACAGAACUAGGUUCCUAUUGGCGCAUAAGAACUACCUAGUACCUUUUGUCACUAGUAAAGUGUUGAAUAACUUGUCUAGAAAUCUUGUAGUAGAGUCUGGACACUCUAGAAAAAAGUUAAAGCUAACUAGGGAUAUUAGGAAUGUAUUGGAGCAAUUGGAGGAGGAGGGUAAAUAUGAAGCUAGAAAAUUUGUCCAAAAAACACUUAAAUCAGUUUACUACCCUAGCGGUAGGAAGAUGGAGGGAAGGCCGUUAAGAGAGGGUGUAGUGUUGAAGCCCCACCAAAAAGAUGGUGUAAAAUGGUUGUUAAAGUCAUUUUUGAACGGAGGUGCUAUUUUAGCAGAUGAAAUGGGGUUAGGGAAGACAAUACAAACACUCUGUUUCUUGUCAUACCUUAAUUCAAUCAAAAUUGGGGGGCCGCACCUGAUUGUCGUGCCCCUGAGCACCGUGGGUAACUGGCUGAGGGAGGCGCAUAGAUUUACUCCCCAUUUAUCUUGUAUUAAAAUUUGCGGAUCGAGAACUGAGAGGUUGCAUGCGAUGGAAGAUAGACUUUCAUGUCGGGGGCUCUACGAUCUGUACAUAACGACGUACGAGACGAUUAAGAACGAGGAGAGUUUCUUUGUAGAGACAAUUCCGCACUGGCAAUGUCUGGUGCUUGACGAGGCCCAUAGGAUUAAGAACCAUUCUAACGCCUCUCGGCACUCUAUGGACAGGAUAGCAAGUAACAUGAGACUGCUAUUAACGGGUACGCCAUUGCAGAACAAUGCAUUGGAGCUAUUCACGCUGAUAAAUUUUAUGUUUCCGGAUAUUUUCAAGGAUUCCGAGAUCAUGGAGCAGGCCUUCAAGCCCUAUUCCAAAGGCAAAGACUUGGGCAUUGACUCUUUUUUUGGGACAGAAGAACUUGAUUCCAUACGUUUACUCCUAAGCAAAAUCAUGCUCAGGAGACUCAAAGAACAUGCAAUAUCGCUGCCAAAGAAAAUAUUCAACGAUGUUUGGCUUCCACUAAGCGGCACCGCCGCCUUUUGGUACAAGUCGCUUAUUGAGGCCCGCGAGUCCUCCCAAGACAAUAUGUCAGUACGCAAACUUCUAGGCCUGGUUAUCAAGAUGAGAAUCAUCUGCGGCCACCCAAGGGGCAUUGUGAGUCGCAGUAGCCAAUUUGACAAGCUCUGUUCAUAUUUUGCGGUGGAUGCUGAAAAUCCAGACCCAAAUCACAUCGACGAUAAGUUUUUAGGGCAUGCCAAAUCGCUCCAAGAUAUUUCAGGAGAGGCUCACAUUGCGGCCUCAUCUAAGUUGAUAUUUCUGGAUAAAUUACUGCUACAGCUUCAUUACGAAAACUGCGCCUUUGCCCCUGGGUACAAGGCAAUGGUCACAAAUCAUCUGAGGGAAACACUCAAACAUAAGUCUAAAAGUCCAAGCAAAAUGACUUUGCAGCAGAUAAAAUCUGUGCAGCCUGGAUAUAUUGUGGAACCCAGACCAACAAGUGACAAGAAGAGCAUGUUUGUCGAGAGCAUGCGUCCAUCGGAAUAUACGGUACAGUGUCCAUACACGGGUAUUAACAAUGAACUAAACGACAUAAAUAUGGAUUUUGAGUUGGAAAGGCAAUUUUCAGACUCAGACGAACAUACGGAUGAUGAGGCAGAAUCGUACGUCGAGGAAUCUCCGAACAAGAAAAAUGUAAACGCAGAAAAUAGUAGUGACAAUAAAUUAGGCACGAUUGGUAUAACUAAUAAUACAAGCAGUGAUGUUGACAACGCUGCAAAGGAAGUAAGGGAGGAUCCGAUGAAUUUUGAGGGUGAGAGUCCAAAGAAGAGGCUUGACAAAAAGCCCUCCAUGCACAAAAUGCUCAUUUUUACUCAGUUCCAACUGGUACUGGAUGAGCUAGAACGGUAUUGUAAGUACCGCGGCUGGAAAUAUAUGCGCCUCGAUGGCUCUACCAACAAGCUUAUCCGGGAGCUGGAUAUUAGGGAAUUUAACUCCAAUGAUAGCCCCUAUUUUAUUUACCUGAUAAGCACUAGGGCCGGUGGCCUGGGCAUAAAUUUGACCUCGGCAAACCACGUGGUGCUGUAUGACGAGGAUUGGAAUCCAUUUGUUGACCUCCAAGCCAUUGAUCGUGCCCAUAGGAUUGGACAGAAACGGAAUGUCCACAUUUGGAAGCUCAUAACAGAAUGGACUGUUGAAGAGCGAAUGGCCAUUAGGAGGGACCAGAAGCUCAAGCUAGACAAGCUAAUAAUGCGUUCUGAGGGCGAUUUGGUGGAUUCUAAUGACGCGCCUCAGGAUUCAUUGUCCCCAGCGGAAAUCAUUAAAAUGCUGAUGCAUGGCAGGAUGGCUAUUAUGAAUAUGGAGCCUGAAGACAUUUCCAAUCUCAGCUUAGAUAAAUGUAUGAGUAGGGAGCGCCGCAAGCCAAAUAUACUCGAAGAGACCUUGAAUGAUGAGACAAUUGAAACUACAAUUGAGAGUGGAAUGCUGGUUGACAAGGAAAUAAUUGUAACUAGCGCCAUACAGGAGGAGGAGGGGAUUGUGUCCGACCCAUUGUCACUGGAGGAAAAGCCGGAAGAACAGAUUGCAGGACCUCCUGAAGGAUUUACAGAGUCUAACAGAGAUGAAUUUAUUACGCAACUAAAGGACGCAGGGUUUUUGUGGAGGAGUGAAAGAGACCGUAAAAAGCCUGCACUAAUGUACGUUCCGGAGAGUUGGAACAAAAAAAGCGAGGCUAAGACACUAAAACACGAGCCCAGAUGUUUUACUUGCGGGCAGCCUAAGAACUAUAAAUGUAAAUACACUGACAAGAAUGGUGAGUCUAUUGAAAUUGACUACGGCGAGUUGUUCCACUGUUACCGUUGCCCAAGAUCUUACCACAAAAUUUGUGAGAAUUUGCCAGAACUGAACCGUAAAACUUGGUCUUGUCGUUGGCACGAGUGCUGCCUGUGCUUCCGAAAGUCUUCACAAUGCGGAAAUCUACUAAUUCACUGCUCAUCAUGCCCUACUAGUUUCUGUUAUGAUUGUUUUCCCCCAGACUACAAGCGCCAUUAUGUGGAUGAUGCCUAUUAUAGGCAGCUAAACCACAGGGGCUUGGCGGCGAAUCAACAAAAUUGGAUCUUCUUCUUUUGCUCUAAAUGCAAGGCAUUCCAGGAGCAGAGGAAGAAGAGGCGCAUCAGCAAGGUUGAGAAGGAGAAGAGAUCCAAUCAGCAGAAAGAGCUGAGGUUGAAGCUAAAGAGCAGCAAGAUUUCAGAUAAAGAUAUGAUUUUGCAUAAGAAGACCAUCGAUGACAUGGAUGCGAAACUUGAGGAUGAACUAAGGAAUGGAUACCAGGCGCUUUUUCCAAAGGAUUUUGUUGACGAGCUUCAGAGGAGGAUAGAUAGGGACCGCCAGCUACUUCGAACAAAUGAAGCUGAUUUGUCGUAUAAAAACACUAAAGUGGAUGGUCAAGAGUCUAAGGCAGGGGUAGAGCUUGAUAAUAAUUCUUUAUCGCCAAGCACAGUCCCUACAGAUACAUCUAGUUCAGUAAAUGAUGCCGGUGCUACAGAGGUAAAUAAGAAGAAGGUUAGAAAAGCAACAACCUUCUCCAAUUCUAGAUUGCCCGGUAAAAUGCUUUCACUCUGCGAUAAUUGCAGGAUGUUUGGGCAUAAUGUACCAAAGUAUCCAUCAGAGUGUAUGUUUCCCCAAGAGUUUGGCAAAUCGCCGGUGGAGGUCACCAAAAAUGGCAAAAUUCCUGGUAAAAAAUUGGUUCGAGCUACUUGUUCAAAGUGCAACAGUAUUCAUCUGGGUAAGGCAGCCCACAGUAGGAAGCACUGCAAAUUAUUGUCAAAUGAUGAGAUCAAGGAGUAUGAUAAGAGGCGGGAGGGACAACGAAAGAUUAUUUUGGAACUUGGUAAGCAGGAACCAUUAAAGUGCCCUAGCUCCCUUGAAACGCUUUCUCUGGGAUCUUUUAAGUCACUCUACACAAAUUUGCUUAACAAAGCGGAUAAUGUUAUGGAGGUUUGUAUUGUUAACGCUGGUAUGGGGAAGACUUUGGGGGAGAGGAAGGCCAAGAAAAAACCCGAAUCUGUAAAAGCUGAGGGGGAGAGUGACAGCAUCGUCAAACGUGAAAUAGGAGAUUAUUCGGGGACUGAAACCAGUGUAAUUAGUUCAUUUGCCAAUGCGAUGUUGAACAAUGACAUGAGUGGUAAAUUCACCAAUUUAAACUCAAGCCUGAGGCCCAUGCACCCUAAGCUUCUCACAUCAUUUUCUACUAUCAGUUCUCUGCAAAAUCACUAA